This is a messenger RNA of Acanthopagrus latus (yellowfin seabream), 3201 nucleotides long. Its product is annotated as putative helicase mov-10-B.1. The coding region runs from base 137 to 2797 and encodes 886 amino acids. NCBI's taxonomy places the organism in Eukaryota, Metazoa, Chordata, Actinopteri, Spariformes, Sparidae. The record is from RefSeq and is a predicted model, not a curated record. The transcript has 22 exons. Gene Ontology annotation, molecular function: 5'-3' RNA helicase activity; RNA binding.
CUAUGUAGUGGAAACACACCCUACCGGGCUGCAUCACUUGCGGUUGCUAGGAUACACUUCGCCCGGGAAACUGCUUAUCUUCAAAUCAUCAGUAGCACAAAAUUAAUAACAACUUCAUAUUGCCACCCUGCCCCCGAUGCUACCUGUCCAGCGAAAACAGGCACUGCACCCAGAAAUGUGGCCUGUAGUACGUCCUGAAAUACCCAACACAAUACCAGGAGAAUCUGAUCUCCAGAAUGAGCCUCGAAGUAUAUCCAGUGUUGAAGCACAGGUGGCACUGCAGCAGGCCCAAAAAGAAGUUGGAGCCCGUAUGAAAAUGGCAGUGUUGUUCCAGCAAAACAGGGCUCAGCAAAAUAAAUACGGUGUCACCAUAACCUCAGAUCCUGCAUCAACAGAAGAGAGAAUCAAACUGACUGUGUAUGAAAACAAGAAAAUUGUGCCACUGACUGUAAAGAACUCUGGUGUCACAACGGUUUAUUUAACCUUUUGGGCUUCUGACCUUGUAAAGAAUAUCUUCACUUUGAGAGACUGUCAAGGAAAUGUCAUCAAGUCUAUCAAACAACACCCUGUUAGACCAGGAGAGGAAUUUAAAAUCAGCGUUCAUUUCUACUCACAGCAUGCCGGCUUCUUUGAACAGUUACUGGUCUUUAAGUUUGAAACAGGCCAGCAGGCCUCUCAUGAAUUUGAAAUCAUGCGCCUCUUGGAAGUCACACACUGGACAUCUUCACGUGAAGAGCUCUUCCCCACAAACUCAUGCGACGGCCAGACUAAGGAGUGUACCUCUCCUGAAACGCACAGAGGUAUAUCAGCGAUGUUUGGUAGGCCUGUGGUGGCUCUGAAGGGUUAUGCGAUGCCGGACUACAUUAAAAACAUCACAGACUAUGACCCGGCUCUCCAGAGACCUCUGGAGUGGAGCAAUUAUGCCGAGAGGUUCCACUUGCUGCUGCAUCUCGAGGAGCUCCAGAUGAAGAAAGAGAUUGAAAUAUAUAAUGAGCUCGAUGUGCCCAUUUUCAGACACAAGCGCAGCAAAGAUCAAUUCAUCCUGCAGAUGCCAGGUGUCUCAAGAGACUUAAAGAAGCUCUCCAGGACACUAGCACGAGUGAGUCGUGUUGACCAGUCAGUUGUUGGAAAGAAGAUUUACAUAGGCUGGGUCCAACAUGUGGUUGCGCAGAAGGUCUAUGUGCAGUUUGAUGAAAUGUUUCAGAGUGAUUUCAAGGACAACUUGCGGUUCAGUGUUGACUUCGCUCUUGACCGUUUACCCCUGCGUGUCCAGCAUAGAGCAGUGGCAACUGUGAAACCACGCAACCUGGUGGAGGUGCUGUUCCCUACUGGAAAAAAAUCUUCCCACAGUCUACAUCUACCCAGACUGUUAGACUUUGAGAGCAACCCAGAGCAGCGCAAGGCCAUUAAACACAUUAUAGCUGGUACAGCAAGGCCUGCCCCUUAUCUGGUAUUUGGUCCACCUGGCACAGGCAAAACAGUGACUUUGGUGGGAGCCAUCAAUCAAAUACUGGAAACUCAGAAAUCAUGCAAAAUCCUGGCUUGCGCUCCUUCCAACAGUGCCAUCGAUCAUCUCUGUGAGAAGAUUGCAGAAGGCAACGCGGACAAGCACCUGCUUUAUCGCUUGUAUGCUGCCACCUUUCCUGUGGAAAACGUUCCCUACAUUAGAAAGUUUCACUGCAACCUGGUCGGUGAUGCCGUUAGGAUUCCCACUAAACGGGAGCUCAUGCGGUAUAAAAUCAUCUUCACGACCCUGCAAACUGCCGGAAGGCUUAUAGCAGCAGGGAUUCCUGUUUGGCAUUUCUCAUACAUAUUUGUGGAUGAGGCAGGCCAGACUACAGAAACAGAGUGUCUUAUCCCUAUAUCAGGUUUAAUGGACCCAGGUAAAUGCCAGGUGGUGCUGGCUGGAGACCCUAAACAGUUGGGCCCAGUCAUCACAUCCAAAAUGGCAGAGGACAAUGGCUUCGGUCUGUCCAUGUUGGAGCGUCUGAUGAGGGACAUUGACCUUUACAAGUCAGACGACACACACGGGUUUAACAACCACUUUAUCACCAAAUUACUGAGGAACUACAGAUCCCAUCCUGCGAUCUUGAAAAUUCCCAACAGGCUCUUUUAUGAUGGAGAACUUAAAGCCUUUGCUCAUGAAGAGAAAUGCAUAUCAUACUGCAAAUGGGAACGACUGCCAAAGAAAGGGUUCCCUUUGAUCUUCCAUGGAGUGGCAGGAACUGAUGAACGUGAAGCCAACUGUCCUUCUGCAUACAACAUGGCAGAGGUGGAGGUGUUGAAGGAAUACUUAAAAGCCGUUAUUACCCAUCUUCACAAAAACAGUGUGACCAAAGUUGGACCAAAAGAGAUAGGCAUCAUUACCCCAUACAGUAAACAAGUGGAGAAAAUCCAGAACGCCAUCCAGAUGGACAAAGAUCUCAAGGAGGAAAAUUUGGAAAACAUAAUGGUUGGCUCAGUGGAGCAGUUUCAGGGUAAAGAGUUCAACGUGGUUAUUUUGUCUACAGUGCGCAGUUUUCCCAAGCUGACUUCCCACAAACAAUGCACCCUGGGCUUUAUUGAUAAUGAGAAGAGGUUCAACGUGGCCUUGACCAGAGCACGAGCCUUACUGAUUGUGGUUGGAGACCCAAGAAUUUUGAAAACUACCAAGAUAUGGAACAAAUUCAUCCAUUACUGCUACAAAGAAGGGGGUUACCGAGGCAUUUCUGUUUAUGAUGCCGAAGAAGAGGAAGACAUUGACUCGUGUACACUCAAGGAACCUCUGAAUUGUCAGAAAACAAGGGGGCCUUACUGAGGUGAUGAGAAGGAGCUUUGGAUGGGGGGAUAAAAGGACUGAGGUGAGAGAAUCGUCUCCCUUUCAAAAGAUUCAAAAUCACCUAUAGCUUUAUUUACCACUGUUUUAGAACAUCCAGCGCCAUUAAUGUCAAUUAACUAAGCACGUAGAGCUAAAUCGUACAUUUAUUUUUCACUACAUUACCAUGAUGGGUCACCUACAAGAAACGUGACAGUUUCAGGUAUCAUUAACAAUUGUUAAUCUGUUUUAAGUGCACCUGCAGAUCAUUAGCUUAUCAACUUCUGCUGUUUAAUCCUGGCCUCUUUUCCACUCCUGUGCCAGAUUGUUCCAUCCCGUAUGGUGAUUAUGUCGUGCUGCUUGCUGUUGAAUUCAGCUAUCUUCUGUGUAUUUUUUAGUGUUGAGAU